Messenger RNA from Gallus gallus (chicken), 1706 nucleotides. It is a transcript of the gene KDELR3, whose product is annotated as KDEL endoplasmic reticulum protein retention receptor 3. The transcript is spliced from 5 exons. Lineage: Eukaryota; Metazoa; Chordata; Aves; Galliformes; Phasianidae. Bases 266 to 910 code for a protein of 214 amino acids. Gene Ontology annotation, biological process: endoplasmic reticulum to Golgi vesicle-mediated transport; protein retention in ER lumen. Gene Ontology annotation, cellular component: endoplasmic reticulum; cis-Golgi network; membrane. The record is from RefSeq and is marked validated. Gene Ontology annotation, molecular function: ER lumen protein retrieval receptor activity.
ACCCAGCGCUGCUCCGGGGCUGCUGAGAGGACAAAACCCAACUUUGCUUAGGCCCUGCACAGAAGGGAAAGGCGGCAAAGGGGACACAGUUCUGGGAGGGAGAAAGUCCAGGGACGUUGGGGCAGGGGACGUGGAGUCUUGGGAAGGCAUAGAGAAGAAAGUCCCGGACUCUGGGAGGAGGGAAAGUUUGCCGGAGGAGAGCGCACGCUUGGCUGAGGACGGAGCUCCCCACAGGGUUUUACAGCUGCCCUCACCCACCGCCGCCAUGAACAUCUUCCGCAUCCUGGGGGACGUCUCCCACUUGUUGGCCAUCAUCAUCCUGCUGGUGAAGAUCCACAGGUCCAAGUCCUGUGCUGGUAUCUCGGGGAAAAGCCAGAUUCUUUUUGCCCUCGUCUUCACUACCCGCUACCUGGACCUGUUCACAACCUUCAUCUCCCUCUACAACACCGUGAUGAAGGUCAUUUUUUUGAUAUGUGCCUACAUCACCGUGUACAUGAUCUACGUGAAAUUCCGGAAAACAUUUGACAGUGAGAAUGACUCCUUUCGCCUGGAAUUCCUCCUGGUCCCCGUCACAGGCCUGUCCUUCCUGGAGAACCACAGCUUCACCCCCCUGGAGAUACUCUGGACCUUCUCUAUCUACCUGGAGUCCGUAGCUAUCCUCCCCCAGCUCUUCAUGAUCAGCAAGACGGGGGAAGCAGAGACCAUCACAACGCAUUACCUUUUCUUCCUGGGCCUCUAUCGUGCCCUCUAUAUCGCCAACUGGGUCUGGCGCUACCACACCGAGAAGUUCUACGACCAGAUUGCUGUGGUCUCCGGGGUGGUACAGACCAUCUUCUACUGCGACUUCUUCUAUCUCUACGUUACCAAAGUCCUAAAAGGAAAGAAGCUAAGCCUUCCAAUGCCUGUUUGAAGCCAUUUCCAGACAACACCAGAAAUUCCAAAGAUGAAACUAUUGACCACAGCUUUCCUUUCCUGGCCCUCGUUGACUGAAGAACGGCUCAGCUGAGCUUCACUCCAGCGCCAGGAAGACAGCGAGGCCAGGGCAGCUGGUAUGCUUGUCGUCUGGAUGAGACUCUCCCUCUAUUUUGUUGCUUCUUCUUACUUGAAAUUGGUGCUAAUAAGUAGUGCUGGCCAAUACUAAGAAAUACAGAUUGUUCUCUCCCUCCAUAUAGCACUCACCUCCGUAACAUGCCUCUACCUUACCCUGAGGCACCACAGGAAAUAAAAGGGAAACUGUCACUGUCCUUCAGUCCCCAACAAAUGCCAUAGUGAAGAGGGCGUGGCAUCAUGAAGCCUGAUAGACAAAGGUCACUGGCCCCCACGUGCCAUCACAGAACAUCCCAAGUUGGAAUGAACCCACACGGACUGAGUCCCACUCCUGGCUCCACACAGGACCACCCAAAAUUCAACAGCUACACCACGGUGCGCGAACUACCGCCCUCCCGAAAAUUAACCCUGCUUGAACCCCAACCUGUUCAGGUCUACGUUACCUUCACGUGGCAAGAACCUUCCAUUCCACAGGUAUUCCAGCACCCUCCCCACUCACCCAUCUCACGUUCCAGAGAUGGGGGACACUUCAAUUGUAAUUCGGAGGGUCACCAACAGAUGUUCCCGACCCCUCGGAUUUGACUUCUUUUAAGAACUGGGAAGAACGGGGGCAAAUGUUGUUUUAUGCUCCAAAAAUAAUAAAUACAAAAUUCACCAUU